This is a messenger RNA of Prorocentrum cordatum, 2097 nucleotides long. The record is from the annotation of a GenBank genome assembly. NCBI's taxonomy places the organism in Eukaryota, Dinophyceae, Prorocentrales, Prorocentraceae.
AUGAGGCGGUUCACGUCGCCAGAACGCGGCGGGUGUCCCUUCCCAGCAGCAUGCGCCAGCCGCCUCGCAGCGCUGCGAGGCGGUCUCGGCCGUCGCCAGCGGGUGAGAAUCUCGUUCAUGCUGACGGUCAGGCCGCCGCCCACGGAGCAUGGCAGGAGAGGCCUCGAGCUGUACGAGCCCUUCGCGCACCUGCUCACAGAGGAUAGCAGAAUCAGCGAGUUCGUGCGCGACCCGUCGAAGACCAUCGACCAUUACAUGGAACAGUACAAGUCCCUGUGCGCCACUGAAGAUUCCAUUCGGCAGCAGCUACCGAAUGAGAUCCGCGGGCAAAUGGUGAAUGUUGAGUGUUCGGAGCUCAACGAGUUGCUGCGGCAGAAGAUUGACAAGUGCAAGGCGGAGCUGCUGGAGAGCGCGGCGAGGCUGAACCGGGAGCGGAACCGUGAGCUGGCGCAGAGCUUCGACAAGAUCAUGCAGGACUGCGCCGGCUGGGGGGCCCUGGAGGCAGCACUGGGAGGCGAGGGUCGCUGGCCUGACUUGUGGCAGGCGCGGGGCUGGAUGGCCCAGGCGGCUGUCGAGGACCUCGACGGUGGAGACGAGGACCUCUGGGAGGCGCCGGAGGCCGUCGUGCCCGCGCCCGUGGAGGACGGACCCGUGCCGAUCGUCCCACUGGCAGUGGCCCAGGGCAGAUGCUACUGCAGCACGGGCUACACUGCGGGCGGCCUCGAGCAGUGCCGGUUCGCGUGGCGGGCGCUGCGUGUCUCCAGCGCAGAGCCGCCGUUGCGCUUCGUGAAGGCCGAGUUCCUCUUCAGCGACGACGGCUACUGGGACUGGUGGGCCAGCCACCCUGGCCAGCCGAGCGCGAUGACGGUGCGCCCGCUCAUCCACGUGUGCUCGGAGAACCCGUGCUCAGUCUUGGAGGGGCCGGGGACGUGCACCGAGCUGAUCCACGUGUCGGACGGGGCGGAGCUCGGCCUCGGGGACCUGCGGGCGCUGUUCGUCGAGUGCCAGGAGACGAACCCCGAGGCGGCUUGGCCAGCAGCAAGCCUCGGGCCGCUGGUCGCCGCCGCCGCCCCCGCGAGGCCCGCUGCGGUGGCCAAAGCGGCGGGGCGCCCACCAGCCGCAGCAGGUCCUCCCAGGGCCCCGCCUGGCGCUGCCCCCUUCGACGACUUCCUGAGCGUGAGGGGCUCGUCGCGCGGGCCUGGCUCAGAGCUGGCCGCAGGCGAGGAGGCGGCUGCCGCGGGCGGCCUGGGAGGCAAGCUCGAGGGUGCUCGUGUGCGCUUCGAGGAGGGGAAGCGGGCUGCUGGCGACGUCAACCUGGACGGCUUCCCCCUCGGCGCAGAGGCGGCUGGCGAGGGGCCUGUGAAGAAGCGGUCGCUCGGAGACCUGCUGGUCGAGCGCGCCGCGAAGCUCAAGAGGGCCGCCUCGGACGCGGCCCCCCGAGGGUCAGGAGACCCCGUGCCCGAUCGGGCGCUGCCAGGAGCUGGUCCGAGCGGCGGCAUGGCGGAGCUGGCGCAGGCGCUCGUGAUGGCCAUCCGCGAGGGCAAGGAGGGCCCCCCUGGCGACGGCGGCGGGGACGGCCUCGGCUCCUCGGACCCCGCGGCGGUGCCGCGCGACCUGGCCACGAAGAGGGCUUUCUGUCGUCGGAUGGCCGCCGCCUCCCCAGGCCGCCUCGCGGAGCUGAGCCUGCAGCAGAUGGCGGACUUCCUGGGCUCGCAGGAGGGGGAGGCAGCCGUCGACGCGACGGGCCCGAUCGCGCUGCGGUACCUCCUCACGAUCUACCUGCCGCAGCAUCCGGUGAAGGAGAUCGGGGUGCAGACGUACCGCGAGCUCCGCACCCUCGCGGAGGCGGUGGACCUGCUGAUGCAGGGGAAGGCGGCCCACGCCUGCGACCUGAUCGUCCAGCGCCUGAAGGCGCUGCAGGUGGCAACGACGGAUGGCUCGUGGGCGGCGGCGAAGUGGUUGGAGCUGAUCCCGCCGCGCGACGAGCCCACGGCCAUCCGCAGCGAGGAGGAGGGGCUCAUCCACAGCAUCCAGCUCGGGGAGAUGAAGCUGGACGAGCUCUCCGCACGGCUGGCCUCCGCCAAGACGCCGGGAUAG